UAUUAUGGCUAUAUUUUCUCAGUAAAUAUAUUUCACUAGUUCUAUUAAAUUAUUACAAAUUGUAACUUAAUAUCUAGUAAUCAAUAAUUUUUACUUAUAGAUAUAGAGAAAUUACUAACCUAAAUUUAGUGCGUGACAGACACAGGCAAACCAAAAGGAUUUUGUUUUAUAUGCUAUGAAGACCAAAGAAGUACAGUAUUAAUAGUUGUUAACUUCAACGGUACCCGUGUUCUAGAUCGUAUACGUGUUGAUUACGUAAAAAUAAAAAAAUUUGAUUAAUGCAUUUUACACAAAAAUAUAAUUAUUUUUAAUAGUUAUAUUGUUAUAGUAAAUUUUGCAUGAUUUAUGGAAUUAUUGUUCAAUGUUCAUUGUUCAUUUGGUUCAUUUUACGGAGAAUAGAUUCUUAUUUCCUAUUACCAUUUUCCACUAAUACUACACAAAUUGAAUAGUUAACCAACCAUGAUUCUUGAGGUUAUGUUGUAAUCAUAGAUACUGUGGUUACUUGUAGUGAUAAAUACGUAUUGAUAAGAAAUCAAUUGUUAAUUUGUGUUUUAAUUUUUAAAUUUUCUGAAUUUCUCUUUAAUUGUGUAUUUGUGUGUUUAAUCGCUUAAUCUCUUCCGUUCCAAAAGCCAGAAAUCAACCUUUAAAACCGAUUAAAAACAAAAUGAAUCCUUUAACGUAAGUAAAAUUGGUAAAUAAUUUUUUCAUUCUUUUUAUUAUUGUAGUUGUAGAUCAGAAUACUCCUAUGGUACCUCUACCUUUUACAAGAGGUGAAAAAAAAGAUAAUGUUUAACAUAGAAUAAAGAAUGGUUAGAUAAAGUAGAAUGAAGCAUCAUGUGACCAGAAAAUUUAAUUAGACUUCAAGGUAAAUUCUAUUGGAGUGAGAUAAGAAAGAUUGUUGUAUAGUUUGGAGUGUGGGGUUGAGAAUGGUUGAAUCAGAAAUGAAAAUGGUUAUGUGGAUGAGUGGAGUGAUGAAAAAAUAUAGAAUACAGAACGAGUGCAUAAGAGGUAGCAUAGACGUAUCUUCGAUAGUGAACAAAUGAGAGAAAAAAUAUGGUGAUGGGAAUAAAUGUAUUAGGAAAAAGUGGAAGAGGCCUGAAAAAAAGUUGGUUGGGUGGGUUUAAUAAUGAUAUGAGGACACUCAAGGAUAGCCAGUGCAUGUGAGAUAUAGAAGUGGUCAAGUGAAAGUUAUAAACGAGGAUGGCUGACCUUAAAUAACUGGGAUUAAGACAUUAAGAUUUUUUAAAUACUAUUUUUAAUUAUCCCUAAAUAGUAAAAAAAUUACCUUUAUUUAAAAUAAUAUGUUUUACUAAAAAUUUGAAUACUAUGUAAAUUAUUACAUAAGUACCUACAACAAAGAAUAGAAGAUUCAAAAUUAUACAUUUGAUGUACAAAAUGUAUAUUUCCUCUUUUUAUAAAAAGUACCUAAAUGUAUUGAAGAUUUAUUUAUUCUGCUUUUGCAUAUUUAUUUUUUUUUUAUUUAUUUAUUAAAAAUUAUUUUCUAUUAACCAGUUUUUAAUGAUAGUAAUAUCAUUUUGUAUAUUAAGAAAGAUAUUGUUCCAGGAGUUUCUAGUCACUAUUAAGGCUGUAUCGUUGAGCUAGUUAUUAAAAAUAAGUAAUAAUGAUUUUAAGAGAAUGGAUGAGUUAAUUUUAAUAAUUUCUAUCAUAAUGUCAUGCCCAGGUGCUGAACCUUUUUUUAGGGUCCGAAUUGCUUCUAGGACAGCUGUGUUAUUAAAUAUAUUAAAAUUACUGAAUCAAUGGAACAUUUUUUCUGUUGGUUUAGACGUUUUAUUUUUGUUCAGUAUUUUUUUAAAUUUUUUAUCCUGUUUGACAUGGUAAGCAUUACAUUAAUAAAAUAGUUAUUGUAGGUCUUCACAAUUUCUUCGGGUUCUUUGUUAACGGACAAAACAGUUCCCUUGUCAUGUAUGAUAGAGGAGACUUGAUUGAUUUGAUUGGAAUGGUUAAUAGCUUUGUCAAUUAAUUUUCAGCAUCGUGUAAUAUUUCCUGCUUUCAAUAUUUCUGUCUGAUAGUAGAAAAGUUUUGUUUUUUUAAUGGUUUGUGUUAAAGUAUUUAUAAAAUGUUUGUUUUUUUGGAUCAGAUUAGUAUUAUUAGAGUGUUUCAUUAAUUGAUGACAAUUAUUUGGAUAAUAAUUACAAAAUACAAUUAUGUAGAUUUUUAAAUCUACCACUAGUCUUAGAUUUGUUUUUCGUUUGCAUUGAUUUAGCAUUAGGUAUAGUACAUAGGUAUAGUAUAUCAUAAACUAAAUAACUCAAUCUUUUCAACUAUUUUUUAUUUUUUUUUUUUUUAAAUCAAAACAUGUUAAAAUUUGAUUUUUGUUUUAUAAUAAUAAAAAAAACAAACACUUCAAAAUGUAAUCCUGUGUUUAAUAAUCUAAAGUAUUUUCUGAUAAAUAGGUAUGUCAAAUGAAGGGGAAUCCUUAACUUGUAUUGUUUCAUUUCAUGUGAAAUACUUUUUUCUGAUUGGCUCAUAUUAUCAUGAUAGAUACAUUUUAUUUAAUUUGUUAGUAAGAAAGCCGUUGUUUGGUUUUUCGUAGAUAUAGUUUUCUUAACAAUUAUGAAAAACAUAUAGUUAACACGGCGAAAUAUACAGACUUUAGUUUUUUUGUUUUUAUUUUGUUAAAACUCAUUGUAGAGACCAGUAGUUUUCACAAAAUGCUUAUAUUAACCUUUUUUAGACUGUACAAUUUUUCAAAAUAUUCUAACAAUUUUUUGCUAUUUAUAAGUAUUUGAUACUUACAUGUUUUAUAUGUAUUUAUAUUUGGUAGGUAUUUGUUAUUAUAAUUAUAUGGCCUAAAAAUUGCUUGAAAAUUUAACACAAGAUACAUAAUAAAUUAAAAUUAAUGGACUAAAAAACAAAUUUGAGUUUAAUGCAUUAGUUUUUAAUUUUUAGAGUGUUUGAAGAAUUUAUUGAUUGGUUUUAUUAAAAAGAUGUUUUUCUUUUUUUAUACUGUGUACAAAAAUUCUACUAGAAAUGUUCCUCUGAUAUAUACAAUAUAGACUUUUUUUAAAAGGAAAUUUUUUUGGGAAGGUACUUUUCAAAUUUCCCAUGAGUUUUUUCAACAAAUAGGAAAAACGGGAAAUUGUAUGAAAUAUAUAUAUUUAUCAACUUUUUCUGUAGAUAACUUUUCUACCAGAAAUUUUGUUCAGAUUCAUAAUGAGAGUACUUUUUCUAAAAGGAAAUUUGACUUGGGAGGUAAUUUUUCGAUUUUUCAAAGAGUUUUCCCUUUAAAUGUAAAAAACUGAAAAAACUGAAAAAAAAAUGGGAAAAUCAGUACUAUAUAUAAGAAAGUAAAAUAUAUAAAUAAAUAAAUAGUAUAAAAGAGAAUAUAUAAUGCUUAUUUAAUUAUUUUACCAUAAUAUGAUUUAAUAUUGUUGACAAAGCAUAACUAUUAAUUGAACUCAGCUCAGAAUCGUUUUUAGUAAGCAAUGGUUGGUAACUAAUGGUUAUAAGUAUCGUUACUUACAGAUGAAAAUUAAUUUUUCCUUUAUAUCCUACCUUCUAUACUUCUCACCAACAAUAGUGGUCGCACCCAUCCUCAAUAUCUUAGGAAACAGCUCUUUUUAACAUCAAAUUUGACAAAAAAAUAACAGCAUUUUAAAAUAUUUCUGAAAUAUAACUUUGCUCCUCUACCUUUGUUUAUAGAUAUAAAUUAAAUAACUUUAUCUAUCCUAUCCUGCUAAUAUCCAACCUACUACAGUGACUACAGCCAUGUCCAUUUUCCCCAGUAUCAGUUUAUUUGUUGUCAUUACUGGCACCAUGGAGUUCUGUGUGUUUGCAAAUGACACAUUUGUGAAAAUCAAUGAAUCGGAAGUAUAAAAACAGCACAUGUAUAGUUGAACUAAAACUAAUAAAAUAGUAUAGCUUUGCUCAAAAUCUUGGCCUAAUAAUGGGUAUUAAUUAUAGAUGUAUUUGUAAAAACAAACUGUUUUAAUAUUACUGAUUCAUAGUUUUUCACAAAUGCGUCGUACGCAAACACAAGGUGAAUAACGCUACAGUGCGCCAUAGUAUAGAUUAAGUAUACUAAUAUAGGUACUUAAUAUAUUUAAUCCCUAACCAUAAUGACAAAGACAACCAAACGGCAUUAUCUGACAGAUUGAAUGAACUUAUCUAGACCUUCCUACGCUCAUUGAAAAAAAAUUGUUUAUUUUUGGCCUACUUUGUACAAAAUUUCUACCAGAAAUAUUGCUUCAAUUUUUAAGUGAAGCACUUUUUCUAAGAAGAAAUUUUAUUUAAGUGAUAGGUAUUAUAAGGACCUUAAUUUUCAACUAUUUGGUUUAUUACAUUCCACAACACUAAAAAAAGAUUUAUGAUCCACUUUUUUAACCUCUAAAGAAUCAAUAUUCUUAUGAAAUUGUUCACACAUAUUGAUUAAAUUUAUUAUUAAUAAUUAUUAGGAUUAACAAUACAGUACGUACACACAAACUAACAACUCUCCACUGAAAAUGUGUAGUUCAGUUUAUUUUGUUAUAACAUAAAAUAAGAUAUACCUAAUAAAGAUUAGAUUAGAUAAAAUAAAUUAUUCAAUUUUAUGAACGAAAAAUCGAUAAUCAGCUUAGAAAAUACAGAUAAAUUUUACUAAACAUAUCAGCCAGUAUCUGAAGUAUACACCAAUUAUCCACAAUGACUGGUUUGCAUUGCCAAUAAUGACAUCGCUUACUCAAUACCUAGAUUUACUAAAUUUCUGACAUAUAUAUGUAUAUUUAAAUUUUAAAGUAUGUAUCUAAUAUCUGAGUAUUUUAUUUUUACAGAAAUAUGAGAAAUGUGAAAAAAUUGAGUGAACAAGAAUUACUUAAUCUUCCUAAAAGUUCAUGGCAUGAUGAAUAUAAAUCAAGUGCAUGGGUAUUUGUUGGUGGUUUACCUUAUGACUUAUCUGAAGGAGAUAUUAUGGCUAUAUUUUCUCAGUAAAUAUAUUUCACUAGUUCUAUUAAAUUAUUACAAAUUGUAACUUAAUAUCUAGUAAUCAAUAAUUUUUACUUAUAGAUAUGGAGAAAUUACCAACUUAAAUUUAGUGCGUGACAAAGACACAGGCAAACCAAAAGGAUUUUGUUUUAUAUGCUAUGAAGACCAAAGAAGUACAGUAUUAGUAGUUGAUAACUUCAACGGUACCCGUGUUCUAGGUCGUAUAUUACGUGUUGAUCAUGUUAAAGAUUAUAAACCUCCAAAAAGCUCUGAACCUAGAAGUAAAAUUAAAUCUGAAAAACUAGAUGAUGAUGAUGAUUUUAAAAUUAAAGCUGAAAUCAAACAAGAAGUAUGUACACCAGAAAUUAAAAGGGAAAUUUGCACCCCAGAAAUCAAACACGAGAUUUGUACUCCAGAAUUUAAACGAGAAGUGUGUACUCCAGAAAUAAUUAGAAGUCCCAAUUAUGAGAGUAUUACAAAAAAAAAAAAAUCCAAAGAUAUAAACAAAAAAAGACGAAGCCGGGAUAGAUCUCAGGAAAAAUAUACACACAACAAACAUCAAAGAGAAAAAUCAAAAGAAAAAGAUAGAAAAAAACAUUACAAAAGUGAAAGAGAUAAAUCUUCUGAGAAGGUAAAAAGUAAUAAGCGACCUAGACGUAGUCCAAGUCAAGAGAAUGAUAUAAGAAAAGAUUCAAAAACAAAAUUAUAUAAAGAGUAUAGUUGUAGAGAUGGAUCAAAAGAAAAAUGUAGAAAACCGGUUGAUGAUAAGGAAAAAGAUUAUAAUAAGAAAAAUAAAAAGAAACAUUUUCACAAAGAUGAUAAAUAUAAAAAAUAAAAACUUUUAUAUUCUCUUUGUAAAUAUAAUGUAAGUUAGAUUAAAAGCAAUAUUCUUAUGAUCUAAUAAUAAUAUCUCAUAACACAUUUUUUUUUGAUUAUUUAAUGUUCUUCAGUGUUGCCUAAACUUUUUGUUUCUUCCAUUGUAGUUUGAAUAAUUAUUGAUUUCCUAUUUGCUUGUGGAGUUGAUGUACAGUUUUCUUCUUUCUUUAAAAUUGGUUUGUUCACAUUAGCUUUUUUAUGCAAGUAAUUUAGUUCAAGAGUAGACUUGAGCAAGUCAACUUUAGGUGGUUGCAAUGAUCCACUUCUAAGAUCACUUUGGGGUUUAGGUAGUAGUUCUUUAUCCAAAGAUGCUAAAGAACCACGAUGGUUAAAUUUUAUCAUUAAACUUAAACGUCUAGCCUCCAAUUCUAUAUCAGUCAAGUCUUCUUUAUUAUUUUCUUCGAUUCCUUUAAGAGAAUCUACUUCUGAUGGUUCUAAAUUUUAGUAACAUUUAGUUAUUUAAGUUUCCUUCCAUUCAUAAUUGUCUAUAAUGUAAACUACUAUUAAUCAAACAAAUUUACCAAAUUUCUCAGUUGUAUUUUGUUUUUCAAACUUGUGAAGCCACAUACAGUGCAAUAGUCCAUAAAUAGUACCACUUAUGAUGCCUAAUAAGCCCAUCAAUCUAAAUGAUUGCCUUGUUCCAUAUGAUCCAAUUAAAAGACCGCCGAAAAAACUUCCACUUCCACGACCUGAUUUAUUUUUUUAUUUUUUAGGUUAAUGAAAAAAGUAUUGACAAAAAAAUAAAACAUUGUUAUUUACCAAGACUAAAAUGGGACAUUCCUGAAACACCUAUAAGUGUUGCUAGAAGAUUUUUGGGUGCAAGUAAAGCACAAUAUGUUGCAGCAGCUACCCACAUUAAAUGAACUGCUAAAGAUUCAAUUGCUUCAAAUGGGAAAACCCACCAUGGAUCUCUGUAAUAACAUAUUUUAUUUUAUUAAAUUAAUAUUUUAUAAAUAUAUAAACAUUAUCUUACUCAAUAAAUGAAUAUCCCAUUAAUCUGGCUGCGUGUGAAAAGAAGGCGAUGACAAUGAUAUUGACAUGACCAAUUUUUUUAGAGAUUUUUUCUGCUCCAUACAAAAAUGGAAUACUACUGAUAGUUGCUACAGACACUGUUAUUCCUGUAGUAUUGAUUAAUAUUUUUUUUUUUCAGUAGAAUAUAUAAAUAUCUGAUUUUAAUAAUUUAUUCGUUUGUUCAUAUUUAUAAUUACCUAAUAAGUAGUUAGGAGCUCCUAAUUCUUUAAGAUAUAAAAAUAGAUAUGAUUCUAUAAAUCCCCAACAAUUUCCAAGUACAAACAAAAAGAAUAUAAAUGCAGUUACAUGAGGCAGUUUUAAUAACCUUAUCAUAUCUUUUAAAAUAUGAUCUGCAGGCAUUUUUAUGCCAACUGGCAUCAUUAAUAAGGUUACCAUUGAUAAAACAAGUAAAAUAUCAUAAGUGUAGAAUGCAGAUGAGUAAUCCGUGUAACCUAAUAUAUAAUUAAAAUAUGCAUUCAAUUUAUCUAUAAAAUUGGUUAAUAAUAAUAAAAUACCCUUUUUUGCACUCAUGCGAUCAAUUAGCCAACCAGUGAGUGGAGAGAAUAAUGCCAUUCCAACAGUCGAAAAUAACCUUUCUCUACCGAAUUGUCCCCCAUACCUUUGUAUUAGACUUAAAGCAAUAGGAUCCAUUACUGUAACUGAUGCAGCUAACAUGGUUGUACCUACAAACCGUAGGCCAAAGUAUAUCCAAAACACUUUCUCGUUUGAAGGUUUAUAUUCAGGUGGACAUCGCUCAGGUCCGCCUGUCCUAUAAAAAUAUAUAUUUAAAUAUAAAAAUCAUUGUACUGUCAAUUAUUACAAACAAAUAUAUCAGUAUAUUAUAUAAUCAAAUCAAUAGAAAAUUAAUAUUAUAAAGCAAAUGAACAAUUUUCUCAAAAUUUAUUUCUAAGUAAUUACAAUAUUAUACAAGGUGGUCCAUUCAAGUAGGUACACACAUUAUCUCAGAAAGUAUUAACUUAUUCCAGGAUUUGUUUUCUAGAAUAUUUAAGAAACAAGCAGCUCUAAAAUUUUAUAAUUAUAUUAUUUUUC
Molecule: messenger RNA, 7857 nt
Organism: Cinara cedri
Lineage: Eukaryota; Metazoa; Arthropoda; Insecta; Hemiptera; Aphididae
Source: the annotation of a GenBank genome assembly